Messenger RNA from Paramormyrops kingsleyae, 6061 nucleotides. Lineage: Eukaryota; Metazoa; Chordata; Actinopteri; Osteoglossiformes; Mormyridae. The record is from RefSeq and is a predicted model, not a curated record.
UCAGUUUCAGAAGGAGAUAGGAGCACAGAGAGAAAGGGAGUCCGAGAGGUUGAGUGGUUGUGUUGGUCUCGCACCCUGACACCGACCCGGAGCUUGCGAAAAAAAAAGUCAAAACCAUUUAAAAACGCCGAUCCUACUUCGAAUGUUUUAUGGAUAUUUAAAUUGUUUUACGAACUUGGAGGAAAAAGGGAUUCCGCAACUUGACUUUCAGAGCUUCGUCUCCUGCAGCGGGACUAGGAAACCUGGCCGGAUAUGAAGACUAUAGAGGAGCCGCCUUAUUUGACCGUCGGCACUGAUGUCAGCGCCAAGUACCGCGGCGCCUUCUGCGAAGCCAAGAUCAAGACGGCCAAGCGGUUGGUGAAAGUCAAGGUGACCUUCAAACUGGAUUCGUCGACUGUUGAGGUUCACGACGAGAACAUCAGAGGGCUUUUGAAGGUAGGAGCGGUGGUGGAGGUGAGGAACCAGGACGGGACGUAUCAAGAGGCCACCAUCAACAAACUGACAGACGCCAGCGUGUACACAGUCGUGUUUGACGACGGCGAUGAGAAGACCCUAAGGCGUUCCUCGCUGUGCCUGAAGGGAGCCCGCCACUUUGCAGAGAGUGAGACGCUUGACCGACUGCCCCUGACGAACCCCGAGCACUUCGGAACGCCAGUCAUCGGGAAGGGCAGCCGAGGCAGGCGCUCCAACCCAGUCGUCUCCCCCGACUGCAGCGAGGACGUCUCCAUGAAGAAGGACAGCGUCUUCAUCCGCUCCUUCAAGGAUGGCAAAUUCUCCGUUGUGCUGCACAAGGACAUCCGUGAACUGGACAGCGAGUCAGUACCAAAAGCAGACUCCGGGCUGAGACAGGCCCUGGAGGGGGCGCUGGCCUUCCAGCGGUGGGGCACGGUACCCAACACCUGGAGGACGGAGGUGAAGGAUGAGAGCUCCAGCAGUGAGGAAGACGAGGGUGACGAGGAAGAAGAGCGUGAGGAGGACACCAGCAGCGAGGGGGAGGAGGAGGAAGUGGAGCCCUUCCCUGAAGAGAGAGACAACUUCGUACAGCAGCUGUACAAGUUCAUGGAGGACCGGGGUACCCCCAUCAAUAAGAGACCUGUGCUGGGCUACAGGAACCUCAACCUAUUCAAGCUCUACCGGCUAGUGCACAAACUGGGGGGGUUCGAUAAUAUUGAUAGUGGUUCGGUCUGGAAGCAAGUCUACCAGGACUUGGGGAUACCGGUGCUGAACUCUGCCGCUGGCUACAACGUCAAGUGUGCCUAUAGGAAGUACCUCUACGGCUUCGAGGAGUACUGCACCUCCGCCGGCAUCUCUUUCCGGAUGGAUCUCCCCCACAAGCUGGAGCGGAGGGCGGAGCUGGAGGCGGGGAGUAAUGCCCCCGCGAUGCCGAGGAAAGAGGCGGAGUCAAAGGAGCAGCGGCCUAUCACUGAGAGCCAGACCAGCGAGACACAGCCUACUGUAUGCAAGGGCGAGACGGAGGCCAGGCCGAGCCAAGCGGGGGCCGACGAGGAUGAGGGCGAGAGCCCGAAGGCUGAGGAGGAGCAGAGGGGUGAAGGACAGGUGGGGGGCGAAGAGGAGGAUGAGGAAAAGCCUUUGGGCCCCCGGGAAGAAAUUGUCAAGCAGGAGCCUUUGGAGGAGGAGCAGGAGGAGGAGCAGGAGGAGGAGCAAGAGGAGGAGCAGGAGGAGGAGCAGGAGGAGGAGCAGGACAAGUCAGGAUAUGACGAAUGGAUAAAGGCAGACAAGAUAGUGCGGCCAGCCAAUAAGAAUGUGCCAAAAGUGAAGCACCGGAAAAAAAUCAAGAACAAAAGUGAAAGAGACAGGCUGGAGAGAAUGUCCGACAGGGAGGACUCCGUUCCCCCCAAGCCCAACCGAUCCCAUCGCUCCCCCAAGCCCAGUGCCGCCCACGAUGGCUUCUCCAAGCCAGAAGCCAACUCUGAGAAAGGGGCGGAUUCAUCUCCGGCGAAGGGCGGCGACACUUCCUCUGCCUCCAACGGGCUGCACGCCUCUGGAAUCUCAACAGAUGAGAGCGACCGAGAGGAUGAGGAAGCAAAUCAGGAGGAAGACGGGAAGGAGGCCCUGCAGGACUCUGAGCCCUGGGCGGGCGGGCCCCCCCAGGAAGGGUGCAGACCAGCUGGCUCUCCUGGACCGGAAGCCGAGAUCUGCACCCGGAAACGGAAGGCAGAGAACCCUGGGGAACAUCUACAGCGGAGUCAUUCCAAGAGCAGUGCCAGGGGCCGGACUGUGGAGUGGCUGCCCACUGGCUCCCCCAAGAGACUCGAGGACAGUACUGCAGCUCCCGGAGAGGAGGGGGAUGCUACAUCCAGCAUAAGUAGUAGCUCAGAGGAUGAGGGGGCUGCUCCUUGUGAGGCCCAAGAUGGGGAACAGGCUCGUCCCAAAGCCAAGGUCUCACCAUCCAAGAAAUACAAUGGCCUAAAAGAGAAGGUGAAGGCCAGCCGUCCCUCUGGGUUCUGGGAGGUUCCGGAGAAGCGGGCCAAGGUGUCACAGAGUACAGACGAGAGGGUCUCCGCCGGGAGCAGGCCUAAGGGCCAGAAGGAUGUCUGGUCUAGCAUCCAGGGCCAGUGGCCCAAGAAAAAACUGAAGGAGCUGUUCUCCGACUCGGACACAGAGGUAGCCAACUCCCCCCCAGCGGCCCUCCCCGCACCCGAGGAGCCAAAGGCCGACCGGGGGCAGGUGAACAUUCCGGCCGGGGAGGAGGAGAGGCAGGAGCCGGAGAGGACCCAGGAGUUUCCCAGCAGUGGCAGCAACUCUGUACUCAACACCCCCCCCACCACCCCCGAGUCCCCUUCUCUGGCGGCCAAUGGUGGUAGCGAUACCACGGAGGCCCCCAAACGGACCCAGGAGCACGCCCCACCCCCGCCUCCACUGGCCGCCGAGCCACCCGCCGUCCCGUCUCCGUCGCAGCCCACACAGGAGGAGAGCAUGGGGGGGCGCAGCGAGACGGACAGCACGGUAGAGGUGGAAAGCCUUGGUGGGGAGCUGCAGGAGUUGCCCCGGGAGGAGGGGGCCGGGUCCCCCUGCACAGCCUUCGAUGGCAGCCUGUCCUGCAACAGCAGCAGCAGCAGCCAGCUGGAAGGAGAGCAAGAGGUCAAAGCAUCGACGUCGUCGAGUACGUCGACUAACCGCGGCAGCCCUAAGCACGACGCUUCGCUGGUGGCGGGGGACGCAGUCUCGCCUUUGGAUUAUCUUCAUCGGUGUCCAGUGGCGUCGGGGGGCCAGAAACGCCACAAGGACGCAGAGGAGAGCGGCCCGGUGAAGAGGCACAAACGCAGCCACAAGAGCUCCAGCGUGCAUCCGAAGAAGGGCCGGAAAACGGCACACAGCAGUGACAGUGAGGACCAGUCCACCAAUGAAAACGGCGCCAAAUCUCCCGCCUCAAAGGCUCCCGGAAGGACGCCCCCUUCUGGUCACAAAUACCACAAGCAUGGGGAUCCGGAUCACCAACAUCAGCACCGGGAACCUCAGAGUCGCUCACCACGUGUGUACAAAUGGAGCUUUCAGAUGUCCGACCUGGAAAAAAUGACCAGCUUGGAGAGGAUCUCCUUCCUGCAGGAGAAGCUGCAGGACAUUCGCAACCACUACCUCUCGCUCAAGUCGGAGGUGGCGUCCAUAGACCGGCGGCGAAAGCGUUUAAAGAAGAAGGACCGAGAAAGUGCCGUAGCCGCCUCCUCGUCCUCGUCACCCUCCUCCAGCUCGCUGACUGCGGCUGUCAUGCUGACUCUGGCCGACCCACCCGUGGCCGGGCCCGCACAGAACUCUGGGAUGUCGGUGGAGUGCAGGUGACACAACAUCCGGUGACCCAGAAAACUCAGCAAAUGAACGACAGGCACUAUAUAUAUAUAUAUUUUUUUUUGUAUUGACAACUGUUUUUCUUUUUGGCAAGCUAACUGCACUUAAGUGCACUUUCAUGAAGGGAGCUGGGAAAACGCAACAAUGGACUUGCCGUGUCUUGGUGAUAAAGACAUUAAGUUGUUUUCUCAGAGCAAUAAUUGUUUUCACCUUGAUUUGUGUUUUGAGGUCGGGGGGAGGGGUACGGUCAGUGAAUUCUGAGGGGUCCUUCCUGUAGUGUGUCCAUCAACUGUAACGUUUUGCGUUUACCUGUGACGCGUUAAAUGUAACCGCUAAAGUCUGCCCCCUUCCCCUGUUCAGUAGCUUAUCUUCUGAACAUCCCCGUGUCCUGUGAGUGAAAGGUACACCCCAUGUCCAUCAAGCAAAGCUGAGCUGAAAAAAGAACAGGAAUACCCCCAAAACAUUCCGGGUGGUGUUCCCCCACCCGGCCAUAGAGGCUGUUGUUGUUGUUAUUAUUAUUAUUAUUAUUAUUAAAAUAAUAAAGCUGUAAGACCUUGAGCCACAGAGGUACCCUGUAACCUCACUGUCAGCUGAACGUCAGAGUGAUACUCUUGUGCCUUGUUGCUCUUCUCGGGCACUUUGAUAGACGACACAGUCCACCUGGUCCUGUUGUGAGCGUGUUGGGUCCGGCGAUGGCGGAAGACUCCCAGGAAUUUAACUUCCUGUUUACAGAUGACAGAAGAUCCUCGCGUCAGCAGCUGAGAGAUGUGAAAAGGGCUCUUUAAAGUAUUCGGUGGCGAUCUGUAUCUCUCGGAACAUGCCUAAAAGGGUCAUUGGUGAUGAGGCUCACCUUCGAAAUAGAAAUGGAAAAAAGUUGCACUUUAAGAAAUGAGAGUAAAUGUAUUUUGCUACUGAAUAUGAAUAUACCAGUAAGAGGGAUUUUCAAAGAGAUGUCUCACUUAACAGUGACUGUAAAUGCACUACAGUGGAAAAUAAACGUAAUCACGGUUCGGUAUAAACCCUAAAAUGAAGACCCCAGUUUUGUAGUUUCAUUGUCUUCCCAAUGAUAUUUUCGCCCCAUGUUUUGCUUAUUGGCUUGCCUUCAUGCAGCCUAACAAAUGUGUAUUAUUACACUCAGACACUGGCCAGGCCGAUAUCUGUCACAGCAGGGAGGAGUUGUGGGUAAACAGCUGUGUAGUCAGUCUUAUCAGUAUCAUGCAGAAGCUGAUGUUUACUGCAGCUGGUGGCAUGAAUGAAUUGUGGGAAUUCUCUUGGCGAGGGUACAGAUUUAAAAAAUAAAGGAUUAUUUAAGGGAGGAAAACGAUGAAAGGCAUGUUGUUAAACCUAGGAAACCUAAGUUCAUCUGUACACUUGGUACUGAUACAUCUCACUGGGAACAUUGGCUGUUGCUUUGCUACAUCUUAUCGGAGUGUGUGUGUGUGUGUGUGUGUGUGUAUGUGCGUUGGAGGAUCCAUCAACCAAUGAGCUUGUUCACAGGUCUGAUCGGGGUGUGCCCUCUUAAGUGUCUGUGUGUCUGUGUGUCUGUGUCUGUGUCUGUGCGUGCGUGUGUGCGUGUGUGUGUGUGUGUGUGUGUGUGUGUGUGUGUGUGUUUGUUUUUCUUUGAGUUUUUCCAAUCAGGUAAAAAGUUACAGUUUUGCAAACAUGCAUUUAUAACAGAGAUGGAUGACAUUGGUGCAUUCAGUUCUUAAGAGAACUCAAGUCUGUACAGACUCCCUGUUGUAUGAUACACCGAAGCCCUUUUUUGGUUUUGGCACUAUGUAAUUGUAUGCCUUUGUAAUACAUUUGUAUAUCAAAAUGUGUUUGGAGUCAAGCUAUUUAAUAUGUUGCACUGUUAAUACUGUGUAUUUUUCUGUACAGACUUUUACUGUUUUAACUGUAGUUUCUCUGUACAUCUUUAGAGGGUUAAAGCAUGUUUCCUUUGUUUUAUGUCUUUGCCUUCCCUGUGGGACAGUUUUAUCCAGUUAUUUUUCAUACUUUUUCUAGAAAAGUCAGCAUUUUUUUUUAGUUUGCUGUCAUAUAUGAAGCAUUGUGUUUUUGAAGGUGAGUUCAGAAGUAUUUUCCAACCUGUACAUGGGCUUGUAAAGUUUUAUCUUUACAAAUAAGUUCAGAGAGAAGGGGUGCAGUGAAAGCUCUAAAGUAUUUAUUAGAUUCCUCGAAGGAUGGACAUUGUGUAAUUUAUUGUACAAAUGUAAGCUAAAAGAAGCCUCUGUUUGAAAUAAAUACCAUAGUUUGUGAA